ACUAUCCGGUUUUAAAUUUAGAAACAAAUAGUUGAUAUUUCUGUAGAAUAUUCGUAAUCCCUGUUCACCAGAACUGAAAGCCGAGAGAGAAUUGAUCCAUGGCUGGAACAUGGUUGGUGGAUGGUAACAGGAUUGCAACAAAAAUCAGGAGUGCAUCUGAUCCUGAAAGGGCGACAUGGAAAAGCAACCCUACCAGAUCUUGUCCUAAUUGCCAUCAUAUUAUUGACAAUAGUGAUGUGAAUCAAGAAUGGCCAGGGUUACCUCGAGGUGUCAAAUUUGAUCCAUCUGAUCAAGAGAUCAUAUGGCAUUUACUUACAAAAGUUGGUGUGGAAGAUUCAAAACCCCAUCCUUUCAUUAAUGAAUUUAUUCCAACCAUUGAAAAUGAUGAUGGUAUCUGUUAUACACAUCCCCAAAAAUUACCAGGGGUUAGGGAAGAUGGAAGUGUGUCCCACUUCUUUCAUCGAGCUAUCAAAGCUUACAAUACUGGAACACGGAAACGUCGAAAGAUCCAUGGAGAUGAUUUUGGUGAUGUCCGCUGGCAUAAGACUGGUAGGACAAAACCAGUGUUGUUGGAUGGUGUUCAAAGAGGAUGCAAGAAGAUUAUGGUUCUGUAUAUUACCCCGGCCAAAGGUGGAAAAGCGGAGAAGACUAACUGGGUGAUGCACCAAUAUCAUCUAGGAACUGAGGAGGAUGAAAAAGACGGGGAGUACGUUAUUUCUAAAAUAUUUCAUCAGCAGCAACAGCAACAAACCAAACAGGGUGAUAAAACUGAGCCGGAUUUACCUGAAAUGACUGAUUCAGUGACUGUUAAAGUAGAUCCUGUGACUCCCAAGUCUGUGACACCUGACCCUCCACGAACAGGGAGGCAAUGCCACGAAUAUGACCAAGGACAGGACUAUGCAGUUUCUUGCAUCAACCCCCCUGCUCAGGAUUUUUCAGCAAAGCAUCCUACAAUGCAGUAUGUUGAAAAAGUUCCAGCUGAAUGUGAAAAUUCCAGUCAAGAUGAUCUACCUGGUCAAGAAAACCUUGCUAAUCAGAUGUUAGAUAAUGAUGAUAAUAAUGACAAUGAUAAUCAUGCCGAUGAAGUUCAAGCUGAAUGUGAAAAUUCCAGUCACGUUGAGCUACCUGGUCAAGAAAACCAUGAUAACCAGAUGUUAGAUAAUGAUGAUAAUAAUGACAAUGAUAAUCAUGCCGAGGAAGAUUCAAAAUGGUGGGAUGGUGAAUCACAGUUUUUGUUGGAUUCACAACAGCUAGUGGAAGGGCUCUCUCUUUGUGAUGAGCUCCUUCAGAGCCAGUCACCAAAGAGGGAUGCUAAUGAUAAUGAUGGAAUACCAGAUUGCAAUCCCCGUCUUUCUGAUUAUGCUCAUCUGGGAGCAGAACAUCUCAAGAAGGAUCUGGAGGAGUUUCAAAACCUUGAAGAUGAUGACCCAACAAACAUAGAACUCGAUACACCACCAGAGUUCCGCCUGAGUCAGCUUGACUUUGCAUCACAGGAUAGCUAUAUUGCUUGGGGUUGGAGCAAAGGUGACUGACUGAAUACGUGUCAUGAAUCAUGGAGAAGCACGUUGUAGAAUAUUUUGCGAAAACUUUACCUUAUCAAUCUUUCAUUAUUUUGGGGCUAUCUCUACUGUAAAUUUUGGUGGGAAGCUUGAACCAUGUUUAGUAUUGGUCGAGAUACUCAACCUUGUGGAGGUUGC
Hibiscus syriacus is the source of this 1697-nucleotide messenger RNA. RefSeq names its product SUPPRESSOR OF GAMMA RESPONSE 1-like. The coding region runs from base 99 to 1532 and encodes 477 amino acids. Gene Ontology annotation, molecular function: DNA-binding transcription factor activity; transcription cis-regulatory region binding. The transcript has 6 exons. Gene Ontology annotation, biological process: regulation of DNA-templated transcription. Gene Ontology annotation, cellular component: nucleus. Lineage: Eukaryota; Viridiplantae; Streptophyta; Magnoliopsida; Malvales; Malvaceae. The record is from RefSeq and is a predicted model, not a curated record.